This is a messenger RNA of Arabidopsis thaliana (thale cress), 529 nucleotides long. RefSeq lists its product as uncharacterized. Bases 1 to 183 code for a protein of 60 amino acids. NCBI's taxonomy places the organism in Eukaryota, Viridiplantae, Streptophyta, Magnoliopsida, Brassicales, Brassicaceae. The record is from RefSeq and is marked reviewed. The transcript has 2 exons.
AUGAUUGCUUUCUUCCUCCACCAUCGUCGUCAAUGGAAACGAGAAUCCUUUGAUCUCUCCUCUCAAUCGUCUCUCUCUCUGUCGCCAUCUCCGCCGUCGUCAAUGGAAACGAGAAGUCGAAGCCCACCGUGUCGUACUCUGAAAAAUCUGAGAAGUCUCUUUUCGUCUUUGAUCAAAAGUUGAUCGUCUCUCAUCUCUUUGUCUGGUACAUGGAUUCUUUGAUUGGGGUUUCUUCCUCAUGUUAGAGUUCCUCCUAGGUCGAGAUCAAAACCUUCCUAGGUGCUCUUCGCUUUCACUGCCCCCAAUCUCUUCCUUCUCCGCUUGUGUUCUGAAAUCAUCAUCGAUUGGGGCUGACAUAGAGGAUGUGGGAGAAGUAAUUCAACCAAUCACGAAUCAUCAUUCAUCCCGCGAUCAGGCAAUCUUCGUUUUUGGAGCAGAAGCCAGAUUCUACAGGACUUGCCUGAUACAGCACACGUUGAUAUCAUCAGGCUACCGAUGCUGGUCUCUGUGUCAAAGAGAGAAGCAGCAU